This is a messenger RNA of Hibiscus syriacus, 415 nucleotides long. RefSeq names its product cysteine-tryptophan domain-containing zinc finger protein 3-like. The record is from RefSeq and is a predicted model, not a curated record. The transcript is spliced from 2 exons. Bases 41 to 415 code for a protein of 124 amino acids. Lineage: Eukaryota; Viridiplantae; Streptophyta; Magnoliopsida; Malvales; Malvaceae.
GAAGAGUUGACAGCUUAUUUAACUUCUUUUCUUGAUAUUGAUGGAUGUUUCCAUAUCAGGCGAAUCUCCUUUUUCUUCUGCCUCUGAUGUUGAUAAUUUAAACCACCCAAUGACAGCAGACAAGGUUGCUUUUCCAAAAGGUGUUAGCUCUCCCCAGGUUGCUGGAAAUCAUGUUAUUUCUGCUAAAAACCGCCCUAACUUUGUGCGGUUCCUCAAUUUUGCACAGGAUGUAAAUCAUGCCAUGGAAGCUUCAAGGAAAUCACGAAUUGCUUUUAUACAUGCUAAAUCAAGUUUGUCUGGGGAUGAUAAUGGGGAAGUUAUAUAUUCUUUGAAAAAGGCUCUUGAUUUUAACUUUCUAGACAUAGAGGGAUUGCUACGUUUAAUACGCAAUGCGAUGGAAGCCAUUGGCUAUUAA